AUGCUCAAGUGCACGAAGGCAGCCGAGCAGGUCGAGGGCACGGAGGGUGUUUGGGAAGCUCAGUGCGGCGAUGACACAGGUGUAUGCACGAUCUCCUUCAGGAACAAGGACUUGGCCGACGUGUGCAAGGUUGGCGCGUCCAUCAGGAUGCAGAACACCUCAGUGAGGAUGGUCAAGGGCUACAUCCGAGUGGUCGUUGACAAGUGGGCGGCGUUCAAGCCUGCGGAUGAAGCGUUGGAGUUCGAGGCAAACGCAAAGAACGACGUGUCGGGUGUCGAGUACGAACUUGUGGAAUCCUGA
Molecule: messenger RNA, 300 nt
Organism: Symbiodinium natans
Lineage: Eukaryota; Dinophyceae; Suessiales; Symbiodiniaceae
Source: the annotation of a GenBank genome assembly